AUGGUCAAAAUCAACUUCAAGGAUUUUAAAAAACAAGUUCUGGCUUUGGAGUUCGAACCAAGCGUCACGAUCGGUGCCGCGAAGCAGAAACUAGCCGAAAACAAAGACUGUGAAGAUUCACAGAUAAAACUCAUCUAUUCCGGGAAGAUUCUCCAGGAUGACCGGACCAUUGAGGAAUACAAGCUCAAAGACGGCGACCAAGUGAUCUUUAUGAUCUCCAAGAAGAAAUCCACGUCCACAAAAACCACGCUACCACCCAUAGAACACGGACAGACCGCUGCCAGCGUGCCACAGGCAUCUGACGCAGCUCAAGCCUCUGAGGCAGCUCAAACGUCCGUGCAAACAGCCAGCACGGGGCAAGAAUCCAUUGGCAGUGCAGGUGCGGGUGCGGGUGCUGUCGCUGAAACCUCGCGUGCGAAUGACACGGGAUUUGUGACCGGAUCUCAACGCAACGAGACCAUACAGCGGAUCAUGGAAAUGGGUUACGACCGCGAACAGGUAGACAGAGCCCUCCGGGCCGCUUUCAACAAUCCAGACAGGGCCGUUGAGUACCUUUUGAUGGGCAUCCCAGAACACUUGCAACAGCAACCCCAACCCCAGGCCCAACCUCAAUCUGAAUCGCAAACAGAGACAGGAGAACACAAUAUUGCAGAAGAGUCCCAAGAAGUAAACCAGGGAGCUUCUGCCCUGGAAUCUGCUCAAGAGCAGCAGCAACCCUCUGCAGACGACUUGUUCGCACAAGCAGCUGCCACAACCGGUGGUCCAGAGGCUGCUGAGAGCGAGCGUGCGCCUGGAACUAUCGGCCUCACAAUGGAAGACCUUAUGUCCCUCAGACAAGUCGUAACAGGGAACCCAGAAGCGCUUGCACCUCUACUGGAAAGCUUGAGCACCAGGUAUCCAGAACUUCGCGAACAAAUCAUGAGCAAUCCCGAGACGUUUAUCAGCAUGCUUUUAGAGGUCGUGGGUGGUUCUCUACAAGAAGGCGACAUGAAUCUGGAAGGCGCACUUGAGGGCGGUAUGGCCGGCGAGGGAGCCGAAGAAGGCCAAGCGCCCCCUAGCAUCGAAUUAACGCCCCAAGAUGAAGCUGCAAUUUUAAGGUUAUGUGAACUGGGGUUCGAAAGAACUCUAGCUGUUCAGGUUUACUUUGCAUGCGACAAAAACGAAGAGGUCGCCGCGAACAUGCUUUUCAGUGAGUACGCGGAUUGA
This is a messenger RNA of Lachancea meyersii CBS 8951, 1206 nucleotides long. Lineage: Eukaryota; Fungi; Ascomycota; Saccharomycetes; Saccharomycetales; Saccharomycetaceae. The record is from the annotation of a GenBank genome assembly.